UCAAGAACCUUUCAAAUGACAAAGAAUUUUCGCUUAAAAGAACUUCCUAUACAGUUCCUGAAUCUAUUCUUUUCAUAUCGUCAUUUUUUUCGGCUUUUAAAGCAACUAGGGAGCUUCACUGGAGGUGUUUGGCCAAGAAAAGGUGGUAGAUCUCUGCUCGGAUACGCCAUUCCCCCUCCAAAUGUUCACUCGACCGAUUGGCGGGACAUGCUCUCGAUCACCGAAGCUCGAGAUACAUUCAUUGUUACCUGGAUUCUCUGCGGAAGGGUUUCCCUGAAAAAGGUUCAGAAUUUGCAGCCGAAUCUGAGGAAGCUGAGUGAGCCGCACGCGGAGUGCCCUCCGCCGGUUCCACCGCUGUUCAGCCAAAUGCGUUUCUCCGAGUCGGAUUUGUCCCUUAACAGAGCUCAUUGGAUAGCGGAGACUUUCAGCCGACGAGAAUGUGCUCGGUUUGUCAUCGAAACGACUUCUAGAUGCGGCUGUGGUCGGCUUCGAUCAGCUCACAUUGAUAUCCCAUCGUUGACGAUUUCGUUCCUGAAUCACCGCGGAAGCGACUAUGUGAAUAAGAGACGAGCCGAAACGGGAAGCGAGCAGAAUGGACGUAGAACCGGAAAACUUGGUGAACGAUGGAGUCUGAAAAAGCACACCAUCUGCCUGCCGACAAACGCGUUCGGCACGAUCGAAUUCCAAGGUGGUCCCCAUCCCCACAAAGCACAAUACGUUCGUCUUUCGUUUGACACCGAUCCAGCCCUUAUCAUGUCCAUGUUCGAGGAGGUUUGGCGAAUUGCUCCACCAAAACUGAUCAUUACCGUACAUGGAGGAACAAAUAACUUUGACCUCCAACCGAAAUUAGCGAGAGUGUUUCGCAAAGGUCUCCUGAGAGCAGCGACAACGACUGGAGCAUGGAUCAUAACUAGCGAUACUGGUGUUGUACGACAUGUAGCUGCUGCUUUUGAAGGGGCCAGUUCAACGUCCCGCAAUAAAGUGGUGUGCAUCGGGAUUUCACCAUGGGGUCUUCUGAAGAAAAGGGAUGAACUGGUUGGUGAGGAUGUCUGCGUACCAUACUAUCCAUUCUCUAGUAAAACGCGAUUCACGGCAUUGAAUAAUCGUCACUCGUAUUUCUUGCUGUCCGAUAAUGGGAGCGUUGGAAGAUAUGGAGCAGAAGUGGUUCUACGGAAGCGGUUGGAGACCUAUAUCGCUCAAAAGCAGAAGAUCUCUGGUGGAUCACGAAGUGUGCCUGUUGUUUGUGUGGUUCUCGAGGGUGGCAGCUGUACCAUAAGAUCGGUGUUGGAUUAUGUUACGAACGUACCUCGAGUUCCUGUGGUGGUUUGUGAUGGUAGUGGUCGAGCGGCUGACCUACUAGCCUUUGCCCAUCAAACUGUUCGAGAAGACGGCUCAUUCCCGGACGGUGUCCGUCCACAACUUGCAGAACUCGUACAACGAGUUUUUGACUGUGGUGGUGCUACUGCAGAUAAAGUUGUCACAGAGUUAAUUAUGUGUACCCAGCAGAAACACUUGAUGACAGUUUUUCGACUUGGCGAGAAAGGUGGACAAGACGUUGAUCAUGCGAUACUCAGCGCUCUUUUAAAGGGCCAAAACUUAUCUCCAGCCGAUCAACUCGCUUUGGCUUUGGCAUGGAGCCGUGUCGAUAUUGCACGUUCCGACAUUUUCACCUCUGGACAGGAUUGGCCCCAGUCAGCGCUCCACAGUGCAAUGAUGGAAGCCCUUAUUAAUGAUCGUGUUGAUUUUGUUCGGCUACUACUAGAAAAUGGAGUCAAUAUGCAACGCUUUCUUACUAUAGGCCGUCUAGAAGAGCUCUACAAUACGGACAAAGGACCUCCGAACACUUUGUAUUAUAUUGUGAGAGACGUGGUAAAAGUGCGGCAAGGGUAUCGAUACAAGCUUCCUCAUAUUGGGCUCGUAAUUGAAAAAUUAAUGGGAAAUGCAUACAAAUCAUCAUAUACCACGUCGGAAUUUCGAUCAAAAUAUAAAAAUGGUAAAGGAGGACCUCCAGGCAGUGGCAGUGCCAUGUCACGUCAGUCAACAGAGCCAAGUGGAUUCCUCAGUGGAUACGGUGCUCCACCUGCAACGGAACCAAUAACGGAAGGUGUUGCGGCAGCCAGCGGAAGCCGAGCGCUCUCUAAUCAUAUUCUAUGGCGAACGGCAUUCCGUAGAGACAAUCCGAUGGUAAUGCGAUCAACGAAAGUUGGUGAUUCUCGUGAAUGCUGCAGUGAACUUGAUGAAGAAUUAUCGAAUACGGGCGGCUCAGAAGGUUCACGAUCGAGAGAAUUCGAAUUCCGGUACCCAUUCAGUGAACUACUUCUGUGGGCAGUCCUCACGAAACGACAGGCGAUGGCCAUGUGCCUUUGGCAACACGGUGAAGAAGCAUUAGCCAAGGUAUAUUCAGUUAAAUAUUCAGUUCAGUUUCGCAUGCUCUCGUUGGAGCUUUUGGAGUACUGUUACCAUCAGGAUGAUGCUCAAACACUGCAGUUGCUCACUUAUGAACUAUCAAACUGGGAACUUAAUUUCUGUUGUUGUAACACCUUCAUCCUUUCCGAUUUGUGGCAUGGUGGAUUGAGGAUUCGUAGCCACUCGAACUUGAAAGUUCUUUGCGGAUUGCUGUUUCCUUUAUCCAUUUUCAUGUUGGAGUUCAAAACGCGAGAAGAGCUUCUAAACCAACCUCAGACUGCGGCUGAACAUGAGCAAGAUCUCAACGAAAGCAGUAGUUCGUCAAGCUCAAGCUCAAGCUCUUCUGAAGAAUCCAGUGCCAGCAGUUAUGAGGAUGAAGAGGAUGAAGAAAAGGUCGAUGUUGACAAAGAUCAGAAGCGUAGUAGACGAGUUUCACAUGGAAGUGUCCAGUCCCUCAAUAUCGCUUCGCGUCCAAUAAAAAUUCGUCGUCGGCUAUACGAGUUCUACACGGCUCCCAUUACAACCUUUUGGGCAUGGACUUUAUCAUUCUGUUUGUUCCUCAUUGCAUUCACUUACGUUCUUCUGGUUCGAACUCCACCAAAACCAUCGUGGCUGGAAUGGUUAUUGCUCGCAUACGUAAUCGCUUUUGGAAUGGAGCAUUUCAGGAAGUUUCUCAUGUCGGAAAUGCAACCGCUUGGUCAAAAAGUCAAGUAUUUCUUCUAUAACUAUUGGAAUACAGUCACUACCGCAGCUGUUAUAUCAUUCAUAUUUGGUUUUGUUAUGCGUACUUUUGGGGUAAUAGAAACGGGUCGAGUAAUUCUAGCUUGUAAUUCCGUACUUUGGACAAUGAAAUUGCUCGACUACAUGAGUGUACAUCCACGGCUUGGACCGUAUAUCACAAUGGCUGGAAAAAUGAUUCUGAAUAUGUCGUAUAUAAUAGUUAUGUUGGUAGUAUCGUUACUGGCAUUUGGUCUAGCCCGACAAUCGAUAACUUACCCAAAUGAGGACUGGCAUUGGCUACUGAUUCGAAAUGUCUUCUAUAAGCCAUAUUUCAUGCUUUAUGGUGAGGUAUAUGCUGAUGAAAUCGACACAUGUGGAGAUGAAGCAUGGGAUUCACAUCUGGAAAAAGGUGUGCCAAUAACAAAUAGCACAUCUGGAAGUACCUGUGUUCCGGGUUACUGGAUUCCGCCGAUACUCAUGACAUUCUUCUUAUUAGUAGCGAAUAUUCUGCUGAUGAGCAUGUUAAUUGCGAUAUUCAAAGUUUUUUUUUUUAAAUUUUCAUUUUUAGUAAUGGAGUAUGAAAGUACGCCAUUCGUUCCACCUCCUUUCACCCCGCUAUCGCAUGCAGGAUUAGCUGUCAGAUACAUAAAAAUGAAAUUAUUCGACUUCAGUCUCAAGUUGUUCUUGAAUGAUGAUCAAGUAGAAAAAUUACAUGACUUCGAGGAAGAUUGCAUGGAUGAUCUGGCUAGGGAUAAGGAAAUGCGGAAGCGUACUAGCAAUGAGGAACGCAUACAACGAACUGCUGAGAGGACCGAUAUAAUCCUCAAUCGACUUAAUGAUCUUGCUUCGAAAGAGGUCACCACGCGUGAGACAGUAUCAGAAUUGGACAACCGACUGUUGGCCAUUGAAAAAACACAGGUGAGUUCAUCUACCAUUAGGAAAUGUUUCGGGUUUACGAAGAGUCGAAUGGAGAUAUCCGUCUGGGAUUCCGAUUUAAAUAAAUCUGUCGUUUAUUGGGGCUGUUUACCAGUUUACACCAAGAUGUCUGUACGACGCCAUCGACAUGGAGAGUACACUUCGAUCACCGAUUCGAUUUCAAUCCAAAGAGAUGAUAGGAACAGAAAACAGAAACGAUCGAUGUCCAACGAGCACCAGGUAAUCGAUAUGACCGAUUUCUUGAGAUUUUGUAUGUUAGGAUUGUAUUAUGUUAAGGAAUCUCCACAUCAAAGUGGNUAG
Haemonchus placei is the source of this 4362-nucleotide messenger RNA. The record is from the annotation of a GenBank genome assembly. Lineage: Eukaryota; Metazoa; Nematoda; Chromadorea; Rhabditida; Trichostrongylidae.